GCGGGGGAGUUGGGCGGCUUCCGACGCAUGCGUGGAGCGCCCUUCGCCGCUCGCCCCGGCUCCGGGUUUUGCAUGUCGGUUGCCGCAGCCCGGAGAGGCGGAGGCGGGACGCGGGCCGGAGCGCGAACGCUGGAGAAACCGAGAUGCUUAUCUGUGCAGACGUUGACCAUCUACACUACUCAGCCCCAUCCCUUUGUUAAAAUAUCGUCUCGGUCUCUUCGGGCAAAAAGGAACUCGUAUUUAGGGCACAGUCCAAGGUCUCCGGCAGAGCUCUCUGCCCACCCCACAGUUCAUCCCCAAGCGCGCUCCCGUGGGCCUCCCCGGUCCGAAAGGAAAAGUGGCUCCGGACACCCUCCCUUUGCCGCAAUACUCUGCUUCCCGCAGUUCUUGAUCUUCCCCGCGAGGCUUCUCCGUGUUCGGCCUGGCGCGCCUGUUUCUACAUCCAGCCGGAAUCCAACACCCCUGGACACGGAGGACAACCACUCCAGGUCUGAAGCCAGAGAAAUACAAAAGGCAUGCCCCAUUUCUAAUUCUUUAAGUCGUGCAGCACUGGGUGACGUCUACCAUGUCAAGCCCACGGUCAGGAUGGGAAAUGGGUCUGUGGGGCAGUCUUCUGCUGAUCCCUUGAGAAAGUACAGCUCUGCCAUCUCCUCUAAAUACCCGUCAUUCCUAAAAUUAAGACAGACUGAGAGUUUGCACGGAACCGUGCAGCUGCGCUGUCGCCCUUUCUAAUGCGGACUCAUUGACUGGUAAGACCAUCCUCCGCCACAGAGCCCACCACUUUGGGGAGGGUACAAAGGCAGGGAGAGCGCAACCCAUCCCGCCCUGGUGAGAGACUAAUUUGACUGAUGUGCCUGUCCGGGGAGACCGUUCUGAGUUGGUAGGCGUACGCAAUAAAAUGAGCUUCAGGUUAUCUGCACAAAUGAAAAUAGAUUGGAGAAAUGCAACAAUUAGAGAAAUGCAACAAUUAGAACAACAGCUCAAACUACUCCCCACCUCCAGUAGGAAAGUUCACUUUUAUGUGAUUUGCCUAGAUGAUGCUAACACUGCACUACGCAGAUCCCCCAGUCUGGGUUCAUCCCAACACAAACCCAGGAACUUCUAACAUCAGACAGGAAGGAGGACAACAACGAGAGGCUUCAAGUUCCUGAUUUACUACGUCAAGUCCUUUCGAAAAUGGGAAUGAGCCUGGCCUAGAAGCCGCGAUAUCCCCCAGAAGGAGUCAAGGAAGCGGCUCACAGCCGGAGCCGCGGUAACUGGCGGAUCACCGCUGGCCCGCGUGAUGGUACCAGGAAGACGUCUUGCCCCAGACCUAGUCUACGGUGCUCACCAAUCCCUGCCAUUCCACAUUCAGAACUUUAUUCCUGGGACUUGAAACCAAAGGGACUUUGGCCCUAAGGGAUGUUACUACUAUUUUAUUACCUAUUUAUACUGCUGCAAAAAUAUUUUUCAUGCCUUUUCUGAAGAAGAUGGAGUUUUAAGAAGGGAGGAAGUAUGACUGCCUCACUUCCUAAGGGUAGUAUGGUGCACAGAGACAAAAGGAAAACCAAACAAACUGCCAACUUCUCAAUCUUGCUUCUAGCCAGCCUUGUUCACUCACAGAAUCCAAAGACGAAGAAAACCAGUAGGUCCAAUAAGCAGUCGCUUCACCCAAACGUGGGGGCCUAGAUGCCAACAGGCAGCAAUUUGGGGUAUUUUAGAACUCCAAAAGCACAGGGAAAGAAAGAAAAAAACAAAACUAAACAAAACAAAAAACCAACAACUUUCCAAACCUUAACUCUCAGUCCAAAGGAACUGAAAAGGCCACACAAAUAAUCCACAUGAACACUGCAAAUGUGAAGAGGAUUUAUGGAUGAAUUAGCAGGAAGUUACCAUGUAAAUAUCUUUUUAGAAGAUUUUAUUUAUUUGAAUGACAGUGUGCGCACA
Molecule: messenger RNA, 1926 nt
Organism: Mustela erminea (ermine)
Lineage: Eukaryota; Metazoa; Chordata; Mammalia; Carnivora; Mustelidae
Exons: 4
Coding region: 28-732 (234 amino acids)
Source: RefSeq, a predicted model, not a curated record